GGAUGGUUACUAAAAGGGUUUCAGUUACUUGAUCAUUAUUCAUCAUUUUAUUUUGACUUGUUUUUUUUUCCUCUCUGUCUCUUUUCUUUUUUUUUUUUUUUUGAUAAAAGAUGUUGGGAAACCUCAUUACCAAUGGUUUUGUAUUGGUUUUUGGAUAUGCAUAUCCAGCUUUUGAAUGUUACAAAACUAUUGAGAGGAACAAAAUAGAGAUUGAUGAACUUAGAUUUUGGUGCCAAUAUUGGAUCAUUGUAGCUGCCUUGAGAAUCUUUGAAAGCUUUGGUGAUUUGUUCUUGUCAUGGUUAUCAAUAUAUGGUCAUGCAAAAUUGGCAGUUUUCAUCUACUUAUGGUAUUCAAAAACAAAAGGCACAACAUACAUCUAUGACAACAUAUUGAAGCCAUUUGUGGCAAAGCAUGAAACAGAUAUUGACAGGAAUUUACUGGAAUUUAGAGCCAAUGCAUGGGACUUGGGAAUUUAUUAUUGGCAAAAUUGCUCAGACAUUGGACAAGUAAAGUUCUGGCAAUUACUUUCAUACAUAGCUUCUCAGUCUAAAAGAGGAACACAACCUAAUUCUGAGGUAUUAUCUUCAUAUAUUUUGUUUAUAAUUAGAUACACCCCCAAACUUGACAUGUGUUGCUAGUUGCAUACUUAAAAGUCAGGGGUGGACUUAGGUGUAAAUAUUUGGGGUUCACCCACUCAUUAAACCCGAUAAAGAGAGAUAUAAUUACUAC
Capsicum annuum is the source of this 729-nucleotide messenger RNA. RefSeq names its product putative HVA22-like protein g. The transcript has 4 exons. NCBI's taxonomy places the organism in Eukaryota, Viridiplantae, Streptophyta, Magnoliopsida, Solanales, Solanaceae. Bases 111 to 638 code for a protein of 175 amino acids. The record is from RefSeq and is a predicted model, not a curated record.